GGUUGUUAGACCAAGGUGUUUGUGUUCCGGCAUUUUGAAAAGUGCGACUUCAGUCACUCUAUCUUCAGCAAGAAUGGAUAUCGAAGACACAAUACCUAGAAAAAAACGAAAGAUGUCUAAAGAAUGCUGUGGGGAGAGUAAUCAUGAACUCACGAGGGUCACACAAACUGAAGAAAAAUCCAGAAAACGUCGCUCAAACAGGAUAUCACAAGGCUGUGAAUCUUGUGAAUCUAAGACCGAAAAGCCACUGGUGUUGACCAAAAAGGAAGUGUGCUCACCAUCAGAUGCGGACAAAGAUUGCAAUGAUCAAGAAAUUCAAAGAACAACAGAGGAUAUAGCUGUAAGUAAUGACAGUCUAGGGAAACUACGAAGAGGUCCGUUGAUACGAUAUGAUCAAGAACAAUAGUUGAAGACUGCUAGAUGAACAGGAUACUGUCAUUCCAGAUAUUUUCAUAUUACAGUUUUUCAGCAAGGUCAAAACUUAUGGCUGAUGGUUAAUUUAAUGUGCGCGACUUUUUAGCUCACCGUUCGUCAACUUUUUGUUUAAACAACUUCUUGUGAAGAUCCGAAAGUCCUUCAGUCAUGGUAUUUGGCAAAUCACAAUCUAGGAUGGAGCCCGACAAAGUUUGCGCACACCCACCCACAUGUUUCUCUGUCUGAAGCCAUCGGAUGUUAUCCACUGAUUAAAUCGACGAAUUAAAAGAAAACGUUUUUCGAAUGUGUGUUUAUCUAAAAUUAAGAGUUAAACCCCGUUCAUUGCUGGGGCGUGCACAUCCACUCGUGUCCGCACAACAAGCUUGUGCUGCUACACCAAGUACAAACGUUCGGUAUUACUAAUGUAUUAUAACACAGUUUGUAAGUAAUAUAUUAUAGACCGUUUAUACCUAGAUUAUCUAUUUGUCAGUUAUCUUAAAUACUGUAACACCUCUGAGCUAAUGCUAUUACAUCACUCUUACGAUUAUCCGAUAUGGGAUAACUUUUUUUUUCUUCCAACAGAAACAUACAUAUACA
Mizuhopecten yessoensis (Yesso scallop) is the source of this 1011-nucleotide messenger RNA. RefSeq lists its product as uncharacterized. The transcript has 5 exons. The coding region runs from base 74 to 406 and encodes 110 amino acids. The record is from RefSeq and is a predicted model, not a curated record. NCBI's taxonomy places the organism in Eukaryota, Metazoa, Mollusca, Bivalvia, Pectinida, Pectinidae.